UUGCCACCCCGCAUGUGGACUCUGUGAGCUCCCAUCUCUAUUAAAAUUAAGGCUAGAAGUUCUUUAUUUGAUUCACCUUAAAAAUGUUUAAAAAACUAAAGCCAGGGGAAAGUGAAGAAGAUGUCUUGCGUAUGGCGGCAGAGUUCAAUGCGGAGCGGGCCAAAAACCCGGGCUUUCAACCAGCUGCAGCCUUUGUGAGAAUGGAUAAAGCUCCCAAGAAGUCCAUGUUUGCUCAGAGGAGGGAACAGGCCAAAUUGGGACGAGUUACAUCUGUAGAAAAGUCCCAACCAGAGUUGCUACAACAGGAAGCUGAAGAAAUCAAGACGCCUUUAACAAGUGUCUCCGGGGGGCUUGACUCGCGGAAAAGCUGUGUACUUACAAACAAGGUGUUAAUGGAUGAGAUCCAGGAGAACAUCCUAGGAGAUGUCAAGGGUACCAGGAUGAACCCAAGCUCACUAAACAAUGUACUGGGUGACCUUGUAGAAAGACCAGUGGCGUCCAUAAGACCUGUCAUGCCGGACGCUCCGCAACAGAGAAACCCCAACAAACCCAUGAGUAUAUUUGCCCGCCAAAUGAUGUGUGAAAGUUCCCCAAAACCGAAAGCUUCGCUGCGAACUCCGGUAGCCUCUGAGAAUGUAGGCAGCUCCAUUGUAAAAGAUGCCAAAAUGGCACAGGAAAUACAUGAAGAAAACCUCAAUAUACUAAGCCAGAUGAGCGAACAGGACAUUCUAGCAGAGCGCGAAAAGUUACUAGCGUCGUUGGAUCCAUCGUUGAUAGCUUUACUGGCUCAAAAGCGACAAGCAAAGCAAAAGCCAGCGGACAAUAAGCCCAGUCUCAGAGUUAUAGAAGCUGCACCUCAGCCACCAAAAACUACACAACCACCUAACCAAUCAAUUUCAUCCCUGCCCGAUACAAAUCCGACUCUAGAACUUUUGCAGCAAGGCGACGAAGGUCAGUGGCUCCAUUUUAAUCUCGUGGAAGAACACAAGCUGGCUUGGAUGCGGGACAUACCUACCAAGAUUAAUGAACUGAAACCUGGUCAGCAAUUCGAUGCUAGAUUCGAUUGGAAGGGAGUGUUAUUGCCCCACACGCUGCAGGAAGAUCAGUCGUCAUCGAAGGCAUUGGAUGACAGAGAGUUAUAUCUACACGGCGCGGAAGCAGAUCGUCCGGGUUAUACAUUGCAGGAGUUUUUCCGUUUGGCCAGAUCCACUGUUCUGCAGCAGAGAAUCUCUGCCUUUGGGGCUGUAGCUGGAAUAUUUAGUAUCUACAACCAGGGUUUCUACGAUCAAGUUUUGACCCUACCAAUAUCGAAGAUGUUCUUUCUGCUGCGCUAUGGUCUGGAUGACAACGCUCCUGCUCAGCUAGAGGUUGUGAGCCGAGCCCUAGCGAAUUUGUUGUACAAUGAAACGGAUGAAGUAGUCCUUGAUAACGUACAGGAUAAUGCCUAUUGCCAUUGGCAGCCGCUGCUGAAGGUUUUGGAGAAUGCGAGUGACGCAGAAGCCGAUUCCGAUCCCAAUUCUAUUGCCUUUCUACAAAACUAUAUGAAGCUACUAACCACCAGCCAAGUCGUGCGAGCCGAUGUGGAUGAGGGUGAGGUGGAGAGUCGCAUGUCCAUGGACGACUUUCAGCUGGCGGAGACGGAUCUCAUAGACUGCCUACUGAGAACGAACAUUUUGCAAAGAAUUAAAUUCAUUUUAAACUCUGUGCGGCCGGAUAAUAGCACUGUGGAGUCCUGCCUAAAAGUGCUAAUAAGGAUCGCUCGCACAAGUCUUAAGGUAGCCCGACAGUUAGCUAAUGAAAGCGAUCUUCUAGAGAUUCUCUUUCGGAAUUUUAUGCCCUCUGGGGAUGGCAAUGGCCAGUUUUACGGACAACCUCAAGUACUAUUCCUUAAACUAAUUCGAGUACUGACUUGUCAGCAUCUGGACAUAGCAAAGAGUCUUUCGAAGGGGGUACUAAUCCAAAGACUUCAGCUGUAUUUGUUCCUUCAGGAUACCAAGGCACGGAUGGUUCGCGUUCAGAUCGAGGCGCUGCGAAUCCUGCGCUGCUUGUUGCUUCUGGGAAUCGUGGAUCGGGAUGUGUUCAGGCAGUUUCUUCCCGCACUUCGGCAGCUACUCGACUGGCACAGCAAUCAUUGUGUGUUCGAUGGCGUGGGCGGAUCGGGGCUGGUGCGCCAACACGCAGCUGCACUGAUCGUGGCGCUGGUGGCCAGCGGAGAAAGCGGAGUGUGUGACCUCGAGGGGCAGAAGCUAGUCGUAGAGCAGCUCAACAACUGCUGCUGCAAAUGGUUAAACGCUGCCACGCACUCCAAAAAAAUCAAGGAUUUCAGCCAGAUGACCCUUCUGAGUGCCGCCCUGUAUGCCGCCUCCUGGUUCUCGCGUAAUGGAUAUCUGGGCACCACCAGCUUUCAGAUUUUCCUGCGCAGCAUCCUGCCGAAAUUCGUGCAGUCGCCUAGCUUCGUGGCCUGCGUACAAGAUCUGGCUCUAGGUUCCGUAAUUCUGAGACGACCCAUGGACCGGCGACACGUGAAUGCGGCGUUGCCUAAUAUGGGAGCAGUGUUGAUGCACGACUACGGGCCGCAGCUGAUCGUCAGUGAGUCGUAUCCGGUGCAUCUGUUGAGUAAUCUCUGGGCGCUCCUCGCUGUUUCCCUGGAAGGUGGUGGAGUUACCGAGAAUUCAUUGUUUACGGCACUUAUGCAACCGGCGGUGCUGGAGCCGUUGGCUGAGUAUCUGCGGGAACUGGGCCUCCGACUCAAUCGGGUUCUGGCUACCAACUUUUUCGCCCGCACUGAGCUGAGGUUCGUCCACCAGCUACUGACGACGGAUGGCCUGGAAACCUAUUUGGAGCGCCCGCAACUACUACAGUUGGUCUACAGCUACCUCUGUUGCCUCUCCACUGCCCAUGCCACACAGAUCAAGAGCACCUUUCAACGCUUCAUCUUCAAUGGGGAGUACGUAGAGUUGGACGCAAAGAGUUUAAAACUCCUGGAGCAAACCUGUUUGGAAAUGGUGUAUCCCCACAUAAUAGCUGACAACUCGGAGCCCUCCUUGUCGUUGUGCUACACUCAAGCGCCCAUCCUUCCAGCCGACUGGCCCUUCUUCCAGAUGCGUCUCAUCCUCAGCAACUACCUGCAAAAUGUGCAGCAACGCCCAGCUGCCAUAUACUCAGAGAACCAAGUUGUCCGAAUGACAUUGACCUUCGUUCGGCAACUGGAACGGCAGGGACUGCAGAUUGUCAGUCCUCUGGAAAAGCUCAUGUAUCUGAUGAUAGCCUUCAUGGGUCCAGACUCCCAGUUUCUAACUCCAGACCUGCACGAAUUGCUGCGUGAUUACCUAAAAGACUUCAACCAGCAGUAUGCCAAUCACCACUUUGACUUUGAUGCCGAGCUGGUGGACAAAGCUCGGUUCGAGCCACUCUAUUACCUGUUUGUGGAGCACUUUGAGGCGGCCAGUUACGGCGACGAGCUCUUCAGUUCUCUGGUACUCCUGCCUUUGGCACAGAAGUACGACAACAAGUGGCGCAGGCGGCUCUGGUCGGAGCAUGUGCAAGCCGUGCGUUUCCUGAACUGCGAUGAAUCCCUGUUGAUGGGAGGCCUGUCGGCCUAUUUAAAUCCCGUGGAGGAGGAGCCUUCUCUGGUACAGCUAUACGGCGAUGCUCUGGAACGUCAACUGGUUCGUCCUGGCAGCGUAGCCUUUCGGAUAGCCCAGCACCACUUCAACCACUCCACGGCGGUGCAUAAAACGAAAUCGUUUUGAUAAUCUCCACCAUAAAUGGCUGAUAGCUGUAAGAGGCUCUUCACGGAUUCUGCCCAAACUGCGAUAAAGAUAUUCAAUUUUGCAAUCCAAAGUCUUUAAAUGUGACAAUAUUCUAUUUUUGUAUUUUGAUUUAUCUGCUACCGUUUUUGAAAGCAAAGUGAGCAAAGUAGUCGAACUUAUAAAACUCGUGAACUUCGAAAUUAAAGUUGCAUUUUUUCGUAUGGAAA
Messenger RNA from Drosophila ananassae, 3979 nucleotides. RefSeq names its product RNA polymerase II-associated protein 1. The coding region runs from base 84 to 3752 and encodes 1222 amino acids. The record is from RefSeq and is a predicted model, not a curated record. Gene Ontology annotation, cellular component: nucleus. NCBI's taxonomy places the organism in Eukaryota, Metazoa, Arthropoda, Insecta, Diptera, Drosophilidae. Gene Ontology annotation, biological process: transcription by RNA polymerase II. The transcript is spliced from 13 exons.